This is a messenger RNA of Lodderomyces beijingensis, 1917 nucleotides long. The record is from the annotation of a GenBank genome assembly. Lineage: Eukaryota; Fungi; Ascomycota; Pichiomycetes; Serinales; Debaryomycetaceae.
AUGGCUCUAAACCCAAUCUAUGGCAGCUCAAAUCAAAGCGUCGGCAUUGACCCAUCUGCAAAUGAAAUGGUGAUGAGGAUGAGGACGACGACAACGACGACGACGUCGACUCGUUCGCGAUCAUCACCGUUGGAUCGAGAAAUGACUAGAUACACCACGGUUGUCAGUAAAUCCUCGCGAACCAAGACGGGGAUCUUGCGAAUUCCACAUCGAGUGGUGAAAUGGCUCUAUUCCAUUUCCAUGGUGAUUGUAAUCAUCCUAAUGUUGGCAUUUAUUGCAGUAACACCCAUUGACGUUAUUGUUCAAACAUUCAAUUCAAGCAAUUCCACAGCAGUGAAAACGUUUCUUGUUAUUAUUGUCUGUGUUGCAUUCCUCGUUAUUUCGAUAAUCAUUUACACGGUCCGCGUUUACAAGUUCAAAGUUGCCAUGAACGACAUACCUGCCAAGUCGUCUUAUAUUCCUUUUGAAAAUGAUUACCCAGAUGAUGUUUUCCGCUAUAUCGAUUCCAAAUUGAAGCAUAGUUAUGAUGUUGCACAAUUGGCUGGUCCAUUGAUGCAGCAUGAUUUCAUCAACCACCCUGGCUUGUCGCCUCCCGAGUAUAUCCAGAAAAAGCACGAAAAUGACAGUGAUGAUGGCGAUGUCCAGGGAAGAUUGUUGCCGCCAAACAUGCUAUAUGAAGAUGUACUUCAGAGCUUUGCCGAUAAGUUUUAUAUUGGCAAGCUCUUAAUCGACGAAGAUUUACCGAUUAAUUUUUCAAUCAAGGACAUUUUCUUGUACUUGUCACAACACUGUGCCCAGUUGGCGAAAGAUAUGGGUGUUGCCACUACUACUACUACUACUGCUAGUAAUAAUAAUGAUAAUGCCAAUAAUAGCAAUGGUGAUUACAAUGUUGCUGCUACAAAUACUAUUGCGGUGAGUCGAGAAGGGCCGGACAUUCAAAAAUUGAUUUCUAUUUACGAAAAAUGUCGAUUCAGUGGCAAGUUGAUUAAAGAAAAAGACUUGUUCCAAAUGAUGUUGGAGUUUGACAAGUUUGGCCGCAUGUGCCAAAACGACUAUCGUUUGCAAAUGCCCAAGAAUAGAAGAGUCUCGAAAUAUUCGCAGUCGUCACACAACUAUGAUCUAAUGGAAGGCGGCUAUUUGUCUAGUGGAGAUUUGAAAUACUAUAGCAGUGCGUUCAUGUACGAUUCCGACGAUGGCUCAGGUGACGAAAUGAGACAAGUAUACGCCCACGGCAACUUUUCCGCAUCAACAACCACGGAGUCAUCUUCACAACAGCUCACGAGUGGCGAUCAUACCGAGAGUCCGUCACGACCUGUGCAAGCAAACUUAAACUCGUUUUCCCAUAGACAUCCGAAAGAUCUGGACUAUAUUAAUAUCGACGACGACAGAGGGUCGUCGCUUAAAUUGACGAGGCAUGGAAGCUUGAGUAGUUCCAGAUCGGUGAUUCGAAACAAGUUGGCCAUGAGCAGCAAGCAUACUCUACUGAAUAUUCAACAUCAUGGUGGUGGUGGUGGUAUUAAUAAUGAUGAUGAUGAUGAUGAUGAUACCCAUUCAUUAGUUGGUAAUAGGUCAGGUUACGUCACUGAUUCGGAGAAUGAUGAGAUGUUUGAGAAGGAACGCAUCAAACGCGAAAGGCAGAGACCGCGCGAUGAGUAUAUCCAACUUGGAGGUGGAACAGAACAGCUGUAUUCUGGAUUGGAUCAACUAGAGGGAAACCUGGCCUAUAAUCGAGAAAACAGCGGUCGAGAUAUCCGCAUAGUUGUGACACACGACGACUUGCUUGGUGAGAACGACGAACUAGAGGAAGAUGCUGAUCCUGGGGAAUUCUACAGAUUCAGGAGACAGGUUAAUUCAGCGCCCGAGCCGGGAUAUAAUGGAGGCGAACCCGUUACACCUAAUAAAUCACCCGAGCGGUGA